AUGUAUAAUGAUUAUGCAUUUAGGCAUGGAUUUAGUAUUAGGAAGGGGAAAAUUCGAUAUGUUGGUACUUCAAGUGUUUGGAGAGGCAGAAACUACCUAUGUUCAAAUGCUGGUUUGAAGGAUACUUCUUCUAAGAUGCCUAGGAAGUUUUCUAAGUUGGAUUACCGUACAUGUUAUAAAGCUUUUAUUGAUUUUGUAAUUGAUGAGAAAGGUGUAUGGACUGCUGUUAAACAUAAUACGGAUCACAAUCAUGCUAUGAUACCUGUUGAGAAGAGACAUCUCCUUAGGUCUCAAAGAAAAAUUCAAGGUGAGCAUUUGAAGUUCAUUAGUACUAUGAGGGCUAGUGGGGUUAAGGUUACUGAUUCUGUUCGUGCUUUGAGGAAAGAAGUUGGUGGAUCUCCUAAUCCAUGCUACACUAUUAUUGAUGUUUAUAAUGCUUUAGCUACUAAAAAAGCUAGCAGAUUAGAAGGUGGUGAUUGUAAUGCUUUGAUCAAGUCAUUUGCUGCAAGACAAGCAAAAGAGAGGGACUUUUAUUAUGAGUUUGAGGUGGAUGGAAAUCAUGUCCUUAGUAGUGUAUUUUGGAGGGAUGGUAGAAUGUGA
This is a messenger RNA of Chenopodium quinoa (quinoa), 600 nucleotides long. RefSeq lists its product as uncharacterized. The transcript has a single exon. Lineage: Eukaryota; Viridiplantae; Streptophyta; Magnoliopsida; Caryophyllales; Amaranthaceae. The record is from RefSeq and is a predicted model, not a curated record. Bases 1 to 600 code for a protein of 199 amino acids.